This is a messenger RNA of Gadus chalcogrammus (walleye pollock), 1723 nucleotides long. Its product is annotated as fibronectin type III domain-containing protein 7-like. NCBI's taxonomy places the organism in Eukaryota, Metazoa, Chordata, Actinopteri, Gadiformes, Gadidae. The coding region runs from base 150 to 1706 and encodes 518 amino acids. Gene Ontology annotation, molecular function: protein binding. The transcript is spliced from 8 exons. The record is from RefSeq and is a predicted model, not a curated record.
AAAAUUGUUUCUGUUAAGAUUUCAAAUCAACACCAUUUAGAAAAACAUGAAAAACAACAAAACAUAGCGAGACAGCCCCCUGUUCCCUCUCGGCCAUCACCGCAUUUUUUCAGUGCCACAACUCUUCCAUCCUUGUGGUCUGGGAGACCAUGGCGGGAGGCGAGGGAAACACUCAGUACAUCGCCACGGCAGAGGCAAGCGACAGAACCUACUUGUACUGCAACUCCACCGACACUCACUGCACUCUGUGGGGAGCGCGCUGUGAUCUACGCUACACCAUCAUAGUGGCCGCAUCCUCCGACCAUUGCAGUGGUCUUCGGAGUCCGCCCUUCAGGAUAAGCAUGGAGCCCUGCCCACCAAGAGAGCUGGUGGUGAACACGUCCUGCGGGGACAGCGGUGCACUGGUGUCCUGGAGGCGCUCCCCAGUGGCCGAGGACUACCUUGUUACUGCCAGGGCUUCCGAUGGCCACAUGCCCACGUGCAACACCAGCUUUAGCAACUGCAGCCUGUCCGACCUCCACUGUGGCCAGCAGUAUAUGCUGUCUGUGACUGCUAGCCAUCAGAACUGCUCAAGCAGGGCCAGUCAAAAUGUCACCUUUAACACAGUGAUAUGCCAACCAGACGUUCUCUCAAUCAGCAUCCACUGUGUCAAUCAGUCGGCAGUGCUCUCCUGGACCCCCGUUGGUGAUGUGGUGGGAUACUCAGCCUCUGCUGAGAACGAGGCAGGCCACAUGCUGUUCUGUAACAGCAGCUCAGAGCCCACCUGCACCAUGGGCGGCCUCCAGUGUGGAUCCCAGUAUAACUUCUCCGUCCAGGCCUCUGACGGGACCUGCAACCGCUCCAUCAGUGAGCCAGUGCUGGCCGGAGGAGUCCCAUGUCCUCCAGAAGAUCUUCAGGUGCAGCUGUUGCCCAUGGAAAGUGCAGUCCAGACACUGCAUUUUGAGUGGUCCCAGGUUGCAUGUCCAGAUGUCCAGUACCAGCUGAUCUUGACUGGCAGCAUAUUAGGGGACAGCCAAGCACAGUUUGAGCUCUCUUCAUAUUGGACAAACUCAACCUUUUUUGAAAUGCCCCUCCCCUGCGGCUCAUCCUACCUGGCUACGGUGCAGGGCAGAGGACCCGCUGGCACCAGUGCGCCAUCUGAGGCUUUAAAUGGAACUACAGCUCCAUGUUCGCCUGCAAACGUGACUUUCAGAGGCAGUACUGCCUCAGCCGUCCUCUCAUGGUACGACUCUGUGUUCGCCACCUACUACACGGUGUAUGACAACCGGACGGCGCCCCCGAGCCAAUUGUGCAACGUCACUGAGCUCACCUGCAGCCUGACUGAAGUCCCUCAUGGCAGCGUUCUCAUCACUGCCAGCAACGCAGCGGGCGAGAGUGAUUCGGCCCCUGUCGAAAGAGUGAUAGGAGGAGGACGUAGGAGGAGGGACCUCAGGGACAACAACAAGGCAGCCCUCUCCGUCCCCAUAGUGUCGGUCAUCGUGGAAGGGUCGACGGUCCUGGUGGUCAAAUGGCCUCCAGUCAGGGGAGUGGACUUCUACAGCGUUGUCAUCAGCCAGCAGAACAACACUCAGACCCUGCGUGUGGAUGGGGAGAAAACCAUGCUGACUGACCUCAGCCCAGACUCCACCUACUGCCUGUCAGUGCGGGCAGAGAGCUCCAGCACUGUAGGGUCUUACUCGAAGCCCCAGUGUGUUCAAACAGCAUAGAACCACCGGCUGGGCAG